CCUUCAGCCUCUGCUGUCUGGCCGCUCUGUCUAGGUCCUGGGCCACGGGAGAGCCCCGUCCCUCCUUUCUGAAGGCCCCCUGACUUGGGCCUCAGUGUCCCCGAAGAUCAUGAUGGCGUAUAUGAACCCGGGGCCCCACUAUUCUGUCAACGCCUUGGCCCUAAGUGGCCCCAGUGUGGAUCUGAUGCACCAGGCUGUGCCCUACCCAAGCGCCCCCAGGAAGCAGCGGCGGGAGCGCACCACCUUCACCCGGAGCCAACUGGAGGAGCUGGAGGCACUGUUUGCCAAGACCCAGUACCCAGACGUCUAUGCCCGUGAGGAGGUGGCUCUGAAGAUCAAUCUGCCUGAGUCCAGGGUUCAGGUUUGGUUCAAGAACCGGAGGGCUAAAUGCAGGCAGCAGCGACAGCAGCAGAAACAGCAGCAGCAGCCCCCAGGGGGCCAGGCCAAGGCCCGGCCUGCCAAGAGGAAGGCGGGCACGUCCCCAAGACCCUCCACAGAUGUGUGUCCAGACCCUCUGGGCAUCUCAGAUUCCUACAGUCCCCCUCUGCCCGGCCCCUCAGGCUCCCCAACCACGGCAGUGGCCACUGUGUCCAUCUGGAGCCCAGCCUCAGAGUCCCCUUUGCCUGAGGCGCAGCGGGCUGGGCUGGUGGCCUCAGGGCCGUCUCUGACCUCCGCCCCCUAUGCCAUGACCUACGCCCCGGCCUCCGCUUUCUGCUCUUCCCCCUCCGCCUAUGGGUCUCCGAGCUCCUAUUUCAGCGGCCUAGACCCCUACCUUUCUCCCAUGGUGCCCCAGCUAGGGGGCCCGGCUCUUAGCCCCCUCUCUGGCCCCUCCGUGGGACCUUCCCUGGCCCAGUCCCCCACCUCCCUAUCAGGCCAGAGCUAUGGCGCCUACAGCCCCGUGGAUAGCUUGGAAUUCAAGGACCCCACGGGCACCUGGAAAUUCACCUACAAUCCCAUGGACCCUCUGGACUACAAGGAUCAGAGUGCCUGGAAGUUUCAGAUCUUGUAGAGGACGCAGUCUCCAUCUCUCUCCAUCGGGCCUCGGGACCCUUUCUCUUCUGAAUCUGCUUCCCUGCAGUUUAGAUCCCGGGAUGGCAUUCCUGAGAAAGCAACCCGAACCAGCUGUCCUUCUGACAGCUCGGUGUUCAGCUUACAGAGACCACCCCUUUCCUCCACAGGGAGAGGCUCCUCCCUCUCCUGGGACAGCUCACAGGUCCUAGUGAUUCUCUCAACCCUAACACCGUCUGGCACGAUUGUGACCGCUGAAGUACACCACGAGCUCCAGGCUUCAGAAAGUGGUGCUGAGAACUUGCUCCAAGAAGAAGUCAAACCAAACUUGCAGUUGAUUUGGGGUCAUGUUUAGGUCAGAAUCACCGUGCCCUUGAACAAGCAGGUAGGGGGGCUUGAUAACUUAACUUUCCACGUGGACAGAAUUUUUUUUUUUGUUUUGUUUUUGUUUUGCAGACACAGUCUAGCUCUGUCGCCCAGGCUGGAGUGCAGUGGCACGAUCUCAGCUCACUGCAAGCUCUACCUCCCGGGUUCACGCCAUUCUCCUGCCUCAGCCUCCCGAGUAGCUGGGACUACAGAUGCCCACCACCAGGCCCGGCUAAUUUUUUUUGUAUUUUUAGUAGAGACGGGGUUUCACCGUGUUAGCCAGGAUGGUCUCGAUCUCCUGACCUCGUGAUCCGCCCGCCUCGGCCUCCCAAAGUGCUAGGAUUACAGGCGUGAGCCACCGCGCCCGGCCCUUUUUUUUUUUUUUUUUUUUAAUUGAGACGGAGUCUCACUCUUUUGCUUAGGCUGGAGUGCAGUGGUGUGAUCUCAGCUCACUGACUGCAACCUCCACCUCCCGGGUUGAAGCGUUGCUCCUGCCUCAAUCUCCCAAUUAGCUGGGAUUACAGGUGUGCUCCAUCAUGCCCGGCUAAUUUUUCUAUUAUUAGUAGAGACAGGGUUUUACCAUGUUGGCCAGGCUGGUCUGGAACCCCUGACCUCAAGUGAUCCGCCUGCCUCGGCCUCCCAAAGUGCUGGGAUUACAGGCAUGAGCCAUUGUGCCUGGCCCUACACGUGGACACUUCUUUAGCAUAUGGUUAGGGACCUUUCUAGAAAUUCCAAAGACAGACUUUAAGAAGCCCCGUCGGGAAACCUUAGGCCAAUGAUGUGGUUACAUUAAAAAUAAAUUAUCUGGGAAUUUCACAGACUUCACAAAUGUCAGGCUUACAUGGUAGGUUUAGGGGACCGUUUGAGAGACAAAGAUCUACAUUCAUAUAUGUAGCUAUACAUAUAUGUACUUUUUCUUCUUAGUUUCUUUUUAAAGACAUUUUAUCACUCAUUCGCUCAUUAGCACAUUGGGAAUGUGUGUAUUUGGUAGGGAAAUGAAAGGCACCUUGCCUGUUCCAUCUCUACUCCUUUUUUCUUUUGUUUUAGGAUUUUCUAAAGGUGAGACACUGGUGGAACUGGGGUAGCUGCUUGGGACGUACCACCUAUAGUUGUGGCUAUUUCACAGAGAAGCAGCAGCUAGACAGACUCCCAUCUGUAAAUAAACAAGAGAUAGGAAGAGGGGGAAAUAGAUUUGGAGGAGGCAGCCCUACAUUUCAAACAUACAUUCCCUUUUUUAGAUUUUUUUUUUUUUUUUUUUGGUUUUCAGUUUUGAUGGUGGGAUUGGAAAAUAGAGCUUGGCUUGAGGACAUUUUCCUGGGGUGGCACCAUUAUUUCUUGAAAUAGAAUCUUACUUAUGGUGACACUGGCAAGCACUUGUGAGAACCUGAAGACGGAUUGAGGUCAUUUGAUGCUCAGAAGUUGGGUGCUGGGUCCCUGCCUUCUCAGUCCGAGUUCUCCUUUCAUUUUUGGGUGGGGAGGCGGGUUCCAAGAGCCCUUCAUUGGUGGAGUUCACAAGGCAAGGUGUAAAAAAAAAAGUAGGGCAGGAAGACAGUGGUGUGCUGGCAGAGGUCUAACAAUGGGCUCUCCAAGGAAGAGGAAAAGGUUGGUUGUGGAGUGUUUGUCAGUUUCCGUGGUGUAAAUACUCCCACCACGGCUGACUUCAAGCUAGCAACCGGAGGUCACUGAACUAAGAGUUGGGAAGAGAUAGGGCACAAUAUAUGCUUACGAGUUGGUACACACCGUCAGCAGCAGCCAGGGUCAGGAGAAAGGCGAGAUGUGAAGAGAGGCCGGGAGGUAUCAGAUGACGUUUCCAGCACUAGACCAGAAGAGGUGCACACAGCCUAGACCCCCUGAGGGGUACACCCUGAUCUCUAGAGCCCACAAAGAGGUUUUUAUUCAACAUAAAACGUGUUCAUCUCUCAUAGGCCUGAGUCAUGCUGGGUUCUGGGACAUUAAGCCCAGGAGUGGGCCGGGUGCGGUGGCUCACGCCUGUAAUCCCAGCACUUUGGGAGGCCGAGGCGGGUGGAUCACCUGAGGUCAGGAGUUCGAGACCAGCCUGGCCAACAUGGUGAAACCCUGUCUCUACUAAUAAUACAAAAAUUAGCCGGGCAUGGUGGCACGCGCCUGUAAUCCCAGCUACUCGGGAGGCUGAGGCAGGAGAAUUGCUGGAACCCGGGAGGCGGAGGUUGAAGAGAGCAGAGAUUGUGCCACUGUGCUCUAGCCUGGGUCACAAGAGCGAAACUCCGUCUCAAUAAUAACAACAACAAAAAUAACCCAGGAGUGGCUCAAGAGUCCAGUGUGGGAUGAAAAUAUAAACAGAGGAAGACAACAUAUGUCACUGGGGAGGCUGGGGGAGCUAGACAAAAUUCACACGGGAGGGGCAGGGAUGAGACAAUAUUGUGCCCUGGGUCUGUGCAAACGUUGGGACCAGAAUCCACUAUAAGUUUCAUUCUUCGGAGACACGGAAGCUCUGCACUGGAGGCCGGGACUCAGGCGUGGAAGAGAAUCUUCUCCUUAUUCACCGGGGAGGCUGUGUCUUGUGCAAACAAGUCAUAGAAACUUGAUGGGAGUUGGGGAGGGACUGAAGGAUGCAUGCAAGGUUCUGGGAAGGAGUGAGAAGUAGUGAAGGCCAAGGGGCCCCCAUCACAGGCCGAUGGGGUAAGACUUCGAGAGAGCCUGAUCCUGGGGUCUUCUGAGACUCCACCAGGAGCCGGAGAGGGCAGGGAGCCAAAUCCAGCUAGGAGGUUACAGAUUGCUUUUCCUGGGCUGGGCUCCUGAGUGUUGGUUCUUCCAGCUGUGCACAGGGGAUUUCAAACGUUCUACGUCCUAAAGCCAGGAAGAGUGACAAGGCAGGUGGGGACAGAAGGAAGAAGCCAGGAGCCUCCCUGAGAAGGUGUCACCUUAUCUGUCCUCCUCUUCCCCACACACUGGCCUCUGGGUCCCCCUUCUCUGUCCACCCACAGAGUGAAACCAAUUAAAAUGUUGGAUCUCA
Molecule: messenger RNA, 4366 nt
Organism: Homo sapiens (human)
Lineage: Eukaryota; Metazoa; Chordata; Mammalia; Primates; Hominidae
Gene: CRX
Product: cone-rod homeobox
Exons: 4
Coding region: 110-1009 (299 amino acids)
Biological process (GO): regulation of DNA-templated transcription; positive regulation of transcription by RNA polymerase II
Cellular component (GO): transcription regulator complex; nucleus
Molecular function (GO): nuclear receptor binding; chromatin binding; DNA-binding transcription factor activity, RNA polymerase II-specific
Source: RefSeq, marked reviewed